CAGAAAUGACUGCUGUUACUGCAGGCAACGUUAACUUCAAAUGGGACCCCAAAAGCUUGGAGAUAAGAACACUGGCGGUUGAAAGACUACUUGAGCCUCUUGUUACACAGGUAACAACACUGGUUAACACUAGCAACAAGGGCCCCUCUAAUAAAAAGCGAGGGCGUUCUAAAAAGGCCCAUGUUUUGGCUGCUUCAGUUGAACAAGCCACAGAGAAUUUCCUGGAGAAAGGAGACAAGAUUGCGAAAGAGAGCCAGUUCCUUAAAGAGGAGCUGGUAGCAGCUGUGGAAGAUGUUCGUAAGCAAGGUGACCUGAUGAAGAGUGCGUCGGGGGAGUUUGCAGAUGACCCCUGCUCCUCUGUGAAACGAGGGAACAUGGUCCGAGCGGCACGCGCCCUCCUCUCUGCCGUUACUCGACUGCUGAUUUUGGCUGACAUGGCAGAUGUUUACAAGCUGCUUGUUCAACUUAAAGUAGUGGAAGAAGGUAUCUUGAAGCUGAGAAAUGCUGGCACAGAGCAGGAUUUGGGUAUCCAAUACAAAGCCCUCAAACCAGAAGUGGACAAGCUUAACAUAAUGGCAGCCAAAAGACAACAGGAGUUGAAAGAUGUGGGUCACCGUGAUCAGAUGGCAGCAGCAAGAGGCAUUCUGCAGAAGAACGUUCCCAUUCUUUAUACGGCGUCCCAGGCCUGUCUGCAGCACCCUGAUGUAGCCGCUUACAAAGCGAACAGGGACUUGAUCUACAAACAGCUUCAGCAGGCGGUCACGGGCAUCUCCAACGCAGCGCAAGCCACUGCAUCGGAUGAUGCUGCCCAGCAGCAGGGUGGAGGCGGAGAGCUGGCUUAUGCUCUGAACAACUUUGAUAAACAAAUUAUUGUGGAUCCAUCGACCUUCAGUGAAGAACGUUUUAGGCCUUCCCUGGAAGAGCGCCUGGAGAGCAUCAUUAGUGGAGCGGCCCUGAUGGCUGAUUCAUCCUGCACACGUGAUGACCGACGGGAACGUAUAGUUGCCGAGUGUAAUGCGGUCCGACAGGCCUUGCAGGAUCUACUUUCAGAGUACAUGGGGAAUGCUGGCCGCAAAGAAAGAAGUGAUGCACUGAACUCUGCAAUUGAUAAAAUGACCAAAAAGACCAGAGACCUGCGGAGACAGCUCCGCAAAGCUGUUAUGGACCAUGUAUCAGACUCUUUUCUGGAAACAAAUGUUCCCCUUCUAGUAUUGAUUGAAGCUGCCAAGAAUGGGAACGAAAAAGAAGUUAAAGAAUAUGCCCAGGUUUUCCGUGAACAUGCCAACAAAUUGAUUGAGGUUGCUAACUUGGCAUGUUCUAUCUCGAACAAUGAAGAAGGUGUGAAAUUGGUUCGCAUGUCAGCCAGCCAGCUUGAAGCCCUGUGUCCCCAGGUCAUUAAUGCUGCGCUGGCUCUGGCUGCGAAACCUCAAAGCAAGCUGGCUCAGGAAAACAUGGAUCUCUUCAAAGAGCAGUGGGAGAAGCAAGUCCGCGUGCUGACGGAUGCUGUCGAUGACAUCACUUCCAUUGAUGACUUCCUGGCUGUGUCAGAGAAUCAUAUUUUGGAAGAUGUAAACAAGUGUGUCAUUGCUCUCCAAGAAAAAGAUGUUGACGGUUUAGACCGCACAGCUGGUGCGAUUCGAGGACGUGCUGCCAGAGUCAUUCACGUUGUCACUUCUGAAAUGGAUAACUACGAACCUGGAGUCUACACUGAGAAGGUCUUGGAGGCGACGAAGUUACUGUCCAACACAGUUAUGCCGCGGUUUACUGAGCAAGUGGAAGCUGCUGUGGAAGCACUGAGUUCAGACCCUGCUCAGCCAAUGGAUGAGAACGAAUUUAUCGAUGCUUCGCGACUGGUGUACGACGGAAUCCGCGAUAUCAGGAAAGCCGUACUGAUGAUCCGGACUCCUGAAGAGUUGGAUGACUCUGACUUUGAGACGGAAGAUUUUGACGUCCGAAGCAGAACGAGUAUUCAGACCGAAGAUGACCAGCUCAUUGCUGGACAAAGUGCGAGGGCCAUCAUGGCUCAGCUGCCUCAAGAGCAAAAAGCUAAGAUUGCUGAGCAAGUCGCAAGCUUCCAGGAAGAAAAGAGUAAAUUGGAUGCUGAAGUAUCCAAAUGGGAUGACAGCGGUAAUGAUAUCAUUGUUCUGGCAAAACAAAUGUGUAUGAUUAUGAUGGAAAUGACAGACUUCACCAGAGGUAAAGGUCCACUGAAAAAUACGUCAGACGUGAUUAGUGCGGCCAAGAAGAUUGCAGAGGCUGGGUCACGGAUGGACAAGCUGGGGCGGACCAUCGCUGACCACAGCAGUUGGACAGCCGUAUUUCUGGAGGAGUCAGGCUUUGCUGCUUUGUUCCUCACGGGUUUCACUUCACUGGCGGAAGCGGCGUGCUUGCGUAAGAGUUGCGGAUACCUUGGGUGUUUCAUUACCCUCCCUGGGACUGAGAAGGUGAUUUUGGUUCGGUUACGGACGCCCCGGGUCAGAUGCCUUGAAGCCAUCCAAACCUCCACCCCUGUGCUGCGCAGCCCGAUGUGCUUGUCCCAGCUUGCGCAGUAUCCCACGGCGGCGCGUCGUGUGCGCGUGCAGUACCGCAGGGCCUUAAACCCGCUUGUUCUGGCCCUGCAAACCCCACUCGUGUUCACGAGCUACACGCCCCUUCCUGGGAGCUGGGUGUCUGCCCAGCACAUCGGCUACAGCCAACGCUCCAUGUGGAUGCGGCCCGUUGGCACACCGCUGCUCGUGCAACACGACGCCUGCUCUGGUGCAGCCCCUUUUGGGCCUUUUACGUACAGGGAAACUGGUUCCUGCUUCCACCCUGUGCUGUAG
Molecule: messenger RNA, 2822 nt
Organism: Eurypyga helias (sunbittern)
Lineage: Eukaryota; Metazoa; Chordata; Aves; Eurypygiformes; Eurypygidae
Product: catenin alpha-1-like
Exons: 17
Coding region: 6-2822 (938 amino acids)
Biological process (GO): cell-cell adhesion; cell migration
Cellular component (GO): adherens junction; catenin complex; actin cytoskeleton
Molecular function (GO): cadherin binding; structural molecule activity; actin filament binding
Source: RefSeq, a predicted model, not a curated record